ACCCACAAACUCCUCCUUUGGUGUUAGCAGUUAGCUCACAAAGAAAGAAAAAUCAUGGGUUUUCCAAAGGAGUACCUUGAUUUGGUGUUGGUCCCUAGCGGGUUGCUGAUCAUGUUUACUUACCACAUCUUCCUCCUUUACCGAUACCUUCACAGGCCUCACACCACAUUCAUGGGAUAUGAGAACAAUGACAAGAGAGCUUGGGUCGAAAGUAUAAUGGAGCAAAGGGAAGAGCAUAGUAUGAUCAGCAGAGCUCUCACCGUGACCAACUCCAAUUCAAAUGCAGCGAUGUACUUGGCAACUAUCUCUUUGACUCUCUGCUCUCUGAUUGGAGCCUGGAUUGCAAACUCUUCCAACAACCUCUUUCAAAGCGAAAUUAUCUACGGAGACACGAGGCAAUCCACCAUUUCCAUCAAAUACAUAAGCCUCCUAACCUGCUUCCUCCUUGCGUUUUCAUGCUUUGUUCAGUCAGCAAGGCACCUUGUCAAUGCUAGCUAUCUGAUAAGCAACCCCAGCAAUAAAGUUCCUGUGAGUAGUGUGGAGAUUGCUGUCAUAAGGGGAGGUGAACUUUGGUCACUUGGACUUAGAGCUCUAUAUUUUGCUCUCAAUUUGCUGCUGUGGUUUUUUGGUCCAAUACCCAUGUUCAUGUCCUCAAUUGUUAUGGUAACAAUCCUCCAUUACCUCGAUGCCAAUUCAAAAGAACUGAAUCAGUAUGGCUCUGCAGGUAGCCUGACUGUUAACAAGAGUACUUCUCAACAGCAUGUCUAAAACUGCCUGCCUGCCAUUAUUCAGCAACAUGGUGUAAGGUCUAAUUCCGGUUUGUAAUAUGUUCUAUUUGGGUGAAUGUAUUCAAUGUCAUUCAGGGUA
This is a messenger RNA of Juglans regia (Persian walnut), 867 nucleotides long. RefSeq lists its product as uncharacterized. The transcript has 2 exons. The coding region runs from base 55 to 768 and encodes 237 amino acids. The record is from RefSeq and is a predicted model, not a curated record. Lineage: Eukaryota; Viridiplantae; Streptophyta; Magnoliopsida; Fagales; Juglandaceae.